Molecule: messenger RNA, 613 nt
Organism: Staurois parvus
Lineage: Eukaryota; Metazoa; Chordata; Amphibia; Anura; Ranidae
Source: the annotation of a GenBank genome assembly
CUGAUCCUCAGUCCAGUGGUGUCCUCACCACUGCUGGUUUCACUGGCCGUCUUCUCUCCCUGGUCUGCAGUCUCUGGUCAUCUCCUGUACUAUGUCUGCAGUCUCUGGUCAUCUCCUGUACUGUGUCUGCAGUCUCUGGUUAUCUCCUGUCGUACUUCUGCAGUCUCUGGUCAUCUCCUGUACUAUGUCUGCAGUCUCUGGUCAUCUCCUGUACUGUGUCUGCAGUCUCUGGUCAUCUCCUGUACUAUGUCUGCAGUCUCUGGUCAUCUCCUGUACUGUGUCUGCAGUCUCUGGUUAUCUCCUGUCAUACAUCCGCAGUCUCUGGUCAUCUUCCGUACUAUGUCUGCAGUCUCUAGUCAUCUCCUGUACUAUGUCUGCAGUCUCUGGUCAUCUCCUGUCGUACAUCCGCAGUCUCUGGUCAUCUUCCGUACUAUGUCUGCAGUCUCUGGUCAUCUCACGUACUAUGUCUGCAGGCUCUGGUCAUCUCCUGUCAUACAUCCGCAGUCUCUGGUCAUUUCCUGUACUUUGUCCGCAGUCUCUGGUUAUUUUCUGUAGUAUGUCCACAGUCUCUGGUCAUCUCCUGUACUAUGUCCGCAGUCUCUGGUCAUCUCCU